Molecule: messenger RNA, 871 nt
Organism: Anoplopoma fimbria (sablefish)
Lineage: Eukaryota; Metazoa; Chordata; Actinopteri; Perciformes; Anoplopomatidae
Product: cytochrome c oxidase assembly factor 3 homolog, mitochondrial
Exons: 2
Coding region: 58-354 (98 amino acids)
Biological process (GO): mitochondrial respiratory chain complex IV assembly
Cellular component (GO): mitochondrial inner membrane
Source: RefSeq, a predicted model, not a curated record
CAGGGGGGAACUAUUUCGCGGUUGUACCACUGCGUAGUUUCUCCACUCUCUGCAGACAUGGCCGACAAGACACCGAAAGAACCUGCUCGCGUUGCAACCAGGAUAGACCCGAUCAAAGAGGGUCUUUCUCCAGAACAGAUGCACUUCAUCCGACAGGUGGAGCUGCAGCAGUGGAAGAAGAAAACUCAGAUGCUGCGGACGCGGAACGUUGUGACGGGAGUCGCCAUCGGAGCGCUCGUUAUGGGGAUCUACGGCUACACAUUUUACUCAGUUUCCCAGGAGCGGAUCAUGGAUGAGAUGGACGCAGAGGCCAAGCGUACAAGACUGCAAGGACCAAAGACCGGUGCCAACUGAGACGCAUAUUGUUGGACUGUGUGUCUGUCCUGCACUUAAACUUAGAGGGGACUUUGUGGACACUGAUGCCACUGAUUUAUAUUCCAUUGGUGGCCGCUGUUUUUCCACAUUCAAACAGCGGGGGACUUUGUUUUGUCUUGAUUGUGAAGGUGAUGUUCUGCUGCUGACUUAUAACUAGAUGUGUCUUGUUUUUGAUUAUGUUGGCCUGUCAGCGGAAAGGACUAAUCGACUGAUCGUACAUGCUUCCCAGAAGGCCAGACUGUAGAGUAAUUACAACACUUACCUGACAGGUUUCUGGCCCUGAUCAUAAUGCGCGUUCUGUUUUAAAGGAAAUAUCCUAUCAGCUAAUGAUGUUACAUCUACAGAGGCCUUUCACAGCAGAGAAAUGCCAGUGACACUGCUGAAAUGACACCCGGAUUUACCCUGUUGGAACUUCUUUAUGUCGAUAAAUAAUGAUUUGUAAAAUAAAAAUCUAAUGUAUUCAAUUUUUUCAAACGCAUAAUGUUUGUGUAACUAU